AUGUAUGAGGUCUUAAUGGACGAGGAGGAUGAUUGCCCAGAGUUGGUCCCCAUCGCAGGAAAGCCUCUCUCACCUGGCGAGCAGAUACCUGUGACCAUCAUCACAGGCUACCUCGGUAUGACUGUCAGUUAAGUCUAGUUCCCACCCCCAUGCAUACUGCUGUGUUGUCAGACAGGUAGUGCUCAUCAAUCUUGGUCAUCGAGAGAUGCAUGAUGUGCAGGGUUUUGUUCAACCCUAGCACUAAAACACCUGGUUCGGCUAGUUCACAAAUACUUUGUUUAGGCCCUAGUUGAAUCAGAUGUGUUAUUGUGGGGCUGGAACAAAAGUCUGCCCACCCAGUAGCUCCCCAUGGUCAGGGUUAUUGACUGACCACUGGGAUAGAAAUCUAUAGUAAUUACAGUGUGCUAUUCAUAUAAAUCAUACCUCUUCUGCAGACUAUAACAGUUCAUUUAUAACCCAUAUAGGUGCUGGGAAGACGACACUGUUGAACUACAUUUUAACUGAGCAACACAAUAAGAGAAUCGCUGUCAUACUCAAUGAAUUUGGAGAAGGUAUGUCCAUUUUUAUGGUCUAUAUAGGUUGCACUGUCUUUAUUUUUUCAUAAAGGUACAAAAUUACUUGUUGCUUCAUUACAGCUGUUUUGCAAUGACAUUGUAUUCGAUGGUGUGAAUGUUUUCUUGUUGGUUGUAUCAUAUGGUUAAAGGUAAAAUGCACCCCAAAAAUCCUAUAAUUUACAGUGUUACAUUACACUAAUAUGUGAGAAACAAUUUUUUGUGAACAAAUGUUUCAUUUUGUUGUUAUAAUAAGGUUGGUAGCAAUGUGAAAAUUGUUGUGGAAAUUGUUGCAGCUCAAGUCGAAAAACCCACAUUGCAAUGCUGUCUAUGGGCUGGCUGGCUAGCUAGUUAGCUAGGUUGCUAGCUAGCAAACGUAGCUACACACAAUGAUACCAAAGUCAAUAACAGCAUGUGAAGUAGCUAGUUAGCUGUAAAAUCGCCUAAACAAACUGCACUAUCAAUUUAGGAGUCUACAAUCUCACCAUGUUCAACCUGCAGAUCGAUGUGCCUCACAGAGUGGAGUCUGACAUUCACAACAGCACCAUGCAAUGCACCUUUUACUGAAGAGGCAGACAAAUAGGAGAAAUGUGUUAGACGCUCUGUUAAAUAAAACAUUUCUCCAGGUAAGAAUAUCGCAAAAAUAUUAUCAAUGGCUCAUUCGAGAGAAGACAACCUCCCACGUUAUGACAUCGGCUAGUAUUGACAUUUGACAUGUAUGAUAGACGUUUUCGCGAUCUAAAAGUCGUAUUCCAAUUAACUUCCAGUGUAGUGAGAGCGGUUUUAUCACAAUGCUCCGUCAUACAGGCCCAAUUUCUGCCUGUUUGAACUGCAAUAGAUCAGAUACAGUUCGAAACAUGAAAUGACCCAGGGAAUCGAUAGCACAUCACGCAGAGAUGCUCAAAAACAAUAUAACAUUCAAAAUGGGUGAAUCUUUAUUUAAAGUGCGCUAGGGAGCAGCAAAGAGCUCUGUUCAAACCUAUAUGAAUCCCUUGAGAUGCUGCAGGGUCCUUUAUAGCCUGACAUGAGAAACAGUGUUUAGUCUGGCUAAAGUCAAUUAUCUUAACCAUGAAAUAGGCCUACAAUAGAUCUGUGUUGUGAAUGCUACACUGAACAAAAAUAUAAACACAACAUGCAACAAUUUCAAAGGUUUUACUGAGUUACAAUUCAUUAGGCCCUAAUCUAUGGAUUUCACAUGACUGGGAAUACAGAUAUGCAUCUGUUGGUCACAGAUGCCUUAAAAAAAAGGUAGAGGCGUGGAUCAGAAAACCAGUCAGUAUCUGGUGUGACCACCUUUUGCCUCAUGCAGCGCGACACAUCUCCUUCGUAUAGAGUUGAUCAGGCUGUUGAUUGUGGCCUGUGGAAUGUUGUCCCACUCGUCUUCAAUGGCUGUGUGAAGUUGCUGUAUAUUGGCAGGAACUGGAACACGCUGUCGUACAUGUCGAUCCAGAGCAUCCCAAACAUGCUCAAUGGGUGACAUGUCUGGUGAGUAUGCAGGCCAUGGAAGAACUGGGACAUUUUCAGCUUCAAGGAAUUGUGUCCAGAUCCUUGCGACAUGGGGCCUUGCAUUAUCAUGCUGAAACAUGAGGUGAUGGUGGCGGAUGAAUGGCACGACAAUGGGCCUCAGGAUCUCGUCACAGUAUCGCUGUUCAUUCAAAUUGCCAUCAAAUAAAUGCAAUUGUGUUUGUUGUCCGUAGCUUAUGCCUGCCCGUACCAUAACCCCACCUACACAAUGGGGCACUCAGUUCACAAGGUUGACAUUAGCAAACCACUCGCCCACAAGACGCCAUCUGCCCGGUACAGUUGAACCCGGGAUUCAUUCGUGAAGAGCACACUUUUCCAGCGUGCCAGUGGCCGACGCCGAACUGCAGUCAGGUUAAGACCCUGGUGAGGACGACGAGCACGCAGAUGAGCUUCCCUGAGACGGUUUCUGACAGUUUGAGCAUUAAUUAUUUAGUUGUGCAAACCCGCAGUUUCAUCAGCUGUCUGGGUGGCUGGUCUCAGACGAUCCCGCAGCUGAAGAAGGCGGAUGUGGAGGUCCUGGGCUGGAGUGGUUACACGUGGUCUGUGGUUGUGAGGCCGGUUGGACGUACUGCCAAAUUCUCUGAAGCGAUAUUGGAGGUGGCUUAUGGUAGAGAAAUUAACAUUACAUUCUCUGGCAACAACUCUAGUCGACAUUCCUGCAGUCAGCAUGCCAAUUGCACGUUCCCUCAAAAUUUUAGACAUCUGUGGCAUUGUGCUGUGUGACAAACCUGCACAUUUUAGAGUGGCCUUUUAUUUUCCCCAGUACACGGUGCACCUGUGUAAUGAUCAUGCUGUUUAAACAGCUUCUUGAUAUGCCACACCUGUCAGGUGGAUGGAUUAUCUUGGCAAAGGAGAAAUGCUCACUAAAAGGGAUGUUAACAAAUUUGUGCACAACAUUUGAGAGAGUCCAGUCAGCAGAACACCCAGAUGUUUACUGCUCUGAUAAUGAUUGGUGUCCCUCAUCUGUCCUGUAGGUAGUGCUCUGGAGAAGUCUCUAGCUGUGAGCCAGGCAGGAGAGCUGUAUGAGGAAUGGCUGGAGCUCAGGAACGGCUGCCUCUGCUGCUCCGUGAAGUAUGUAUGUUUAACUUCAAUGUUAAGUCCCCCAUAUGGGGGACUUUGAGCGGUUCUGGACCGGUUCCGACUGACAUUUUGGUGUACAAAGUGCUCUGUGAACACAGUAGGGUCCCAUGCUUUAUAAUGCCAAAAAGAUGUCUGCUCUCUGUUUCCACUCUCUCAGCAGAGCUGACUUGAAGUGUCAGGUUUCAGACCCCACAUUUGCAUAGGGAGUGACGUGUCACAUUUUCUGGCCUAUCCAGAUUUUAUUUUUGCCAAUAUUGUACUGUCACUAAGAAUGAACAUAUUUAUUUUAUAGUUAAGAAAUGUGAAAUCUUAUAGUAUGUCAUUUAUAAUUUGAUUGUUACUAUAUUUAGAAAGCAUUUCAGUCAUUUCAAGCCCUAUUACCCCACUUUUGUUGAAUAGGAAAAAAAUCAUAUGAUUUUUCAUACAUGUAUUCUCAUAAUAUUUGUACUAUGUACUUGAGCUUGUGUUCUCAAAAGUGAGUACACCUCAGCAAUUUAUAAGUAUUUUUUGUCAGAAAGGUGACCUUUCUAAAACUAUGCAACAUUACCAGUUAUUGUUCAAGCCAUCUCAAAUCAAAUUUUAUUUGCCACAUGCGCCGAAUACAACAGGUGUAGACAUUACCGUGAAAUGCUUACUUACAGCCCUUAACCAACAAUGCAUUUAAUUUUUUAUAAAAAAGUAAAAUAAAACAACAACAACAACAAAAAAGUGUUGAGAAAAAAAGAGCAGAAGUAAAAUAAAAUUACAGUAGGGAGGCUAUAUACAGGGGGGUACCGGUGCAGAGUCAAUGUGCGGGGGCACCGGCUAGUUGAGGUAAUAUGUACAUGUGGGUAGAGUUAAAGUGACUAUGCAUAAAUAAUUAACAGAGUAGCAGCAGCGUAAAAAGAUGGGGUGGGGUUGGGGGGGCAGUGCAAAUAGUCCGGGUAGCCAUGAUUAGCUGUUCAGGAGUCUUAUGGCUUGGGGGUAGAAGCUGUUGAGAAGCCUUUUGGCCAAAAUGCCACCUGGAAAGCUAUUUUUAAUGCUAUAUUGAUAGUAAAUUUAGCAAUUUAUAUGACAAGUGAACAACACCCACCUUUUCCAUUGUCAAUAAUCCAUUUUGCCCAUGUUCUUGAUGAAGAAUGUUAAGCUCACUGGUUUGAGACCACAAAAUCAACCAAAUCCGCUAAAUAGCGCUGCUAAUAGCUCUAUAUUGAAGAUACUGUGAUUGAAGAAAAAUAGUUCAGAGGUUAAAUUAUAAAAAAAUAUAGGUUCAUCGUCAUUUCUACACACGUUCUACCUGGCUUUAGUAGUUUAGGUUCAGACUGGAGUAUUCUCAUGAAAAUAAUUAAGUUUGGGUAUGUCUAUUUAAGCGGACAUCUAAAAUCUGCCCUUUCAUUCAACUGGUUGAAACAUUGCCACUUAGUCUUAGAUAAUACAUCCCCUUUCAUUGCAUUAGGUUUAAAAUCUGUAUGGACAUCAUACCCUGCUGAGCAUUAAGUUGACAUGUAGAAUUUUCAAUUGACAAUACCUACCAUUCCUAAUCUCAACAAUCAUUCCGUCCUCUAGAGACAAUGGCCUGAAAGCCAUAGAAAACCUCAUGCAGAAGAAAGGAAAGUUUGACUAUAUUCUUCUAGAAACGACAGGACUUGCAGAUCCAGGUAAGUUAAAUAACAUCAUAAACCCUCACAGUUGAAUUAAAGUCAACUUUGAAUAGCUACUGUUUGUGGUUCACAUUACAAUGCAGUACCUUACACGUGGAGAUGCUUGGUUAGCUUAGACUAUCCACACGCGACCCAAUAUUGGCAUUGUGAAAAAAAAAUCGUCAAAAUGCCACCUGGAAAGCUAUUUUUAAUGCUAUAUUGAUAGUAAAUUUAGCAAUUUAUAUGACAAGUGAACAACAUACCCACCUUUUCCAUUGUCAAUAAUCCAUUUUGUCCAUAUUCUUGAUGAAGAAUGUUAAGCUCACUGGUUUGAGACCACAAAAUCAACCAAAUCCGCUAAAUAGCGCUGCUAAUAACUCUAUAUUGAAGAUACUGUGAUUGAAGAAAAAUUGUUCAGAGGUUAAAUUAUAAAAAAUAUAGGUUCAUCGUCAUUUCUACACACUUUCUACCUGGCUUUAGUAGUUUAGGUUCAGACUGGAGUAUUUUUCAUCCCCUCAAAACAAGUUAAACUAAAAUAAAGACACCUGCGACCCAUUCGAAACCUCCUGCGACUCGCAAACCACAGUUUUACAAUCGCUGUUCUAGAGGAACGCUUCACUCUGUCAACUUCAAUCUGUUUACUCUCUUAUGUUUGGUUAGAAUAUAGCUGGACGUUAUAGCAACAACAAGUUCACAAAGUAUACACCGGCAUGUUUCAACAGCAAGUGUAAUAUAUUUAAAUAGAAUUUCACUUCAUCAGGAUGAUAUUUGAAGCCUGAGUGCUAUGCCGUCUGCUAUGCAAAUAGAUGCCCUCGUAUUUCAUGUUUGUGUCGACAGUCAAGAAACUAUUGUAAUAGGAUGGCAUUUGCUGCUGUAGUGACUAGUGGGACACUUUUCGUUGAAACUUAGUUGAAUAGCAUGUUGUUUCCAUACAUUUAGGCUAGAUUGAAUUCACUGCAAUGUUUAGGUGACAUUCUCAAUACUAUUCAGUUCCAGCAUGCUCAACCAAAGCUUUGCAUUGUUGGCCUUAGUUUGACUCCAGACGGACACUUCUAGACAAGCCCAGCUAGUUGAGCUUCUUCUUACUUAAGACCAAUAACACUGUGCUCUGGGACAGUGCCAGGGUUAUUGGGGUGGGGCGGGGGGUGAUAUCUGAACAACCUAUUUCCAUCAGGACAGGGAAGCCAUCAGGCCGUAAACGUUUAGCCAGGGGGGAAAGGAAAUCAAUAGGAGGCCAUUACGGGGCGAGCCCUGUGACGACUGGAGUGUGUCAGUAAGUGACAGGUGUCAGUGGUCCAGAGACGCAGCCAGCUACAUACCACUGGUCCACACACAGGCCUGACAGAGCACGCUCAGACCGGGACUCUCCUCACCCCUCCACUGUGUCAUUGGCUGAGACAGGCUGGUUAUUGAUUGAGACAGGGCUGUCAUUGGCCCAGACAGGCCUGUCAAUCAGAGAGGUCCCAGGGGGCUGGCACCUCCCAUUGAGGAAGAGGCUGGACGGGUGGUGCGUGGGAUGCCACUCACAAACAGUGUUUUCAUUACUCUCCUAUCAAAUAUUUACCAUGCUUUCUUAUUCUCGCCUGACGGUUUGACAAAAGUGCAUUAUGUGAACAAGCUAGGCCUGUUGCGGUGACAUGGCACUGGAAUAACUUCCCCCACGGAGAAAUGGAAAUGCCUGGAAGCAAUCUAAAUGUACCUACGGGGAGAAAAACAAUUGAAAGCUGCUCAAAUUAUUUUUAACUGGUCCACUGAGUUCUAGGAUGUUAAAUGUGGCAGAGGCAAACUGUAAUGGUUAGGAAAUGUCUCCUGAUAAUGUUGUGUUUUACUUCUUUAAUGUUCUUAAUACUUCUUUAAUGUUGCGGUAUGCUAUCUAAAUAUCUCUCUAAUUCACCCUCUCAGGUGCUGUGGCCUCCAUGUUCUGGGUUGAUGCAGAACUAGGGAGUGACAUCUAUCUAGACGGUAAAAAAAAACAUUUUGUGCUAAACGUGUGUUCCAGUUGGUGUGUUUAGGAGCAAUAGGUGUGUAUUCCAUGUGGUGUUCAUGGGGGGGGGGGGGGGGGGGGGGGGGAAGGACAAAAUGUAUAGCAUGUCCACUUCCCAGGAGGAAUACUCAGCUGUUUCUUCUGUUAUGACAGAGAAUGCUUGGAAAGACCACAAGUGGACAUAGAAAGUGACUUGAACACACAAGCUGGACCAAACACCAAAAGGCUGCAGGGUCAGAGUUAAUUGAAUACACAAGCCCUCUUAUUGUCUUUUCUGCUUUUGUUUGUUUACAGGUAUUGUCACAGUCAUUGAUGCUAAGUACGCAAUGCAGGUAAAAGCUCAUUCAGACAUUUAUUUAUUUUAUUUAUUUCACCUUUAUUUAACCAGGUAAGCCAGUUGAGAACAAGUUCUCAUUUACAACUGCGACCUGGCCAAGUUAAAGCAAAGCAGUGCGAUAAAAACAACAACAACACAGAGUUGUGAAAUAAACAAAUGAAAUAAACAAAACGUACAGUCAAAAACACAAUAGAUAAUCUACAGUGGGGAAAAAAAGUAUUUAGUCAGCCACCAAUUGUGCAUGUUCUCCCACUUAAAAAGAUGAGAGAGGCCUGUAAUUUUCAUCAUAGGUACACGUCAACUAUGACAGACAAAAUGAGAAAAAAAAAUCCAGAAAAUCACAUUGUAGGAUUUUUAAUUAAUUAAUUUGCAAAUUAUGGUGGAAAAUAAGUAUUUGGUCAAUAACAAAAGUUUCUCAAUACUUUGUUAUAUACCCUUUGUUGGCAAUGACACAGGUCAAACGUUUUCUGUAAGUCUUCACAAGGUUUUCACACAUUGUUGCUGGUAUUUUGGCCCAUUCCUCCAUGCAGAUCUCCUCUAGAGCAGUGAUGUUUUGGGGCUGUCGCUGGGCAACACGGACUUUCAACUCCCUCCAAAGAUUUUCUAUGGGGUUGAGAUCUGGAGACUGGCUAGGCCACUCCAGGACCUUGAAAUGCUUCUUACGAAGCCACUCCUUCGUUGCCCGGGCGGUGUGUUUGGGAUCAUUGUCAUGCUGAAAGACCCAGCCACGUUUCAUCUUCAAUGCCCUUGCUGAUGGAAGGAGGUUUUCACUCAAAAUCUCACGAUACAUGGCCCCGUUCAUUCUUUCCUUUACACAGAUCAGUCGUCCUGGUCCCUUUGCAGAAAAACAGCCCCAAAGCAUGAUGUUUCCACCCCCAUGCUUCACAGUAGGUAUGGUGUUCUUUUGGAUGCAACUCAGCAUUCUUUGUCCUCCAAACACGACGAGUUGAGUUUUUACCAAAAAGUUCUAUUUUGGUUUCAUCUGACCAUAUGACAUUCUCCCAAUCCUCUUCUGGAUCAUCCAAAUGCACUCUAGCAAACUUCAGACAGGCCUGGACAUGUACUGGUUUAAGCAGGGGGACACGUCUGGCACUGCAGGAUUUGAGUCCCUGGCGGCGUAGUGUGUUACUGAUGGUAGUCUUUGUUACUUUGGUCCCAGCUCUCUGCAGGUCAUUCACUAGGUCCCCCCGUGUGGUUCUGGGAUUUUUGCUCACCGUUCUUGUGAUCAUUUUGACCCCACGGGGUGAGAUCUUGUGUGGAGCCCCAGAUCGAGGGAGAUUAUCAGUGGUCUUGUAUGUCUUCCAUUUCCUAAUAAUUGCUCCCACAGUUGAUUUCUUCAAACCAAGCUGCUUACCUAUUGCAGAUUCAGUCUUCCCAGCCUGGUGCAGGUCUACAAUUUUGUUUCUGGUGUCCUUUGACAGCACUUUGGUCUUGGCCAUAGUGGAGUUUGGAGUGUGACUGUUUGAGGUUGUGGACAGGUGUCUUUUAUACUGAUAACAAGUUCAAACAGGUGGCAUUAAUACAGGUAAUGAGUGGAGGACAGAGGAGCCUCUUAAAGAAGAAGUUACAGGUCUGUGAGAGCCAGAAAUCUUGCUUGUUUGUAGGUGACCAAAUACUUAUUUUCCACCAUAAUUUGCAAAUAAAUUCAUCAAAACUCCUACAAUGUGAUUUUCUGGAUUUUUUUUUCUCAUUUUGUCUGUCAUAGUUGACGUGUACCUAUGAUGAAAAUUACAGGCCUCUCUCAUCUUUUUAAGUGGGAGAACUUGCACAAUUGGUGGCUGACUAAAUACUUUUUUCCCCCACUGUAUAUACAGUGUGUGCAAAUGUGGUAAGUUAUGGAGGUAAGGCAAUAAAUAGGCCAUAGUGCAAAAUAAUUACAAUUUAGUAUUAACACUGGAGUGAUAGAUGUGCAGAAGAUGAUGUGCAAAUAGAGAUACUGGGGUGCAAAUGAGCAAAAUAAAUAACAAUAUGGGGAUGAGGUAUUUGGGUGUGCUAAUUACAGAAUGGCUGUGUACAGGUGCAGUGAUCGGUAAGCUGCUCUGACAACUGAUGCUUAAAGAUGGUGAGGGAGAUAAGUGUCUCCAGCUUCAGAGAUUUUUGCAGUUCGUGUCAAAUUGAAAAGUUGACAUCACAUAACAAUCCUCAGAAUCUGUCAAACAUGGCUGAGUCUGGGUUCAUUUGUCAAAAUGUACUCUACAUUCUCCUGAAAGAAAUGGGGCUUUCAAGACAACUGGGAACUCUGAAAAAAAUGUGUUCAAAUCAUGACAUCUGUCAGAGCUCUAGAAAGAUGCCCGAGUUUCCCACUUGGAAUUCCGAGUUGGAUGACCGUUCAAAACUAUUUUUCCCAGCCAGCGUUUGUUCCAAGUUGUCUUGAAUGCACAGAAGUCAGAGAUUUCCGACUUCCCAGUUGUUUAUUUUGGUAGAAAUCCUCAGGCAGGAAUAUAAAAAUUGUAUUUCUCAAAAUGAACUGGAGUAAUUUCCAGUUCAUUGUCAAAUGGAAAAGUUGACAUCACAUAACAAUCCUCAGAAUCUGUCAAACAAUCUUGUCUUGUCCGCAAGUUGUAGAGGCUAUAGAGAGUUCCAAACCCUGUACACCCAUGCACACACACACACACACACACCACCCUCCCAAACUCAAAAGCCUUUAAUCACUUUGGAGAGGAACAGGUCAAGUGACACCUGGAUAAUAGGCUGUAAUCUGAGGUUGUCAUGCUUGGCGAGUUGACACGUUCACGGCCUAGGUGCCACCUCGGCCCUCACACGAAGAGGAAGGGGGGGAAAGAGGACAGAGAGGGAGAGGAUGAUUGAAACUGAAGGGGUAAUUGAUAUCAGAGCAGAUCACUCUUAUGGGACUGUCACACCCCCUAACCCCCCUUUCUCCGAUCCUCUGCUCCUGAAAUACUCUUCUGACUGGGGACAGAUGAGAACUCAAGUCCCAGGCCUCUCACUCACCAUCAGGCCCCAGACUCUCAUGGUAUGGUGAUAGAGGAAGGUGAUUUAAUAGUGGUGGUCAUUGUAUUUAGUUUUUGAUUUCCAUCACUCGCUAGGCCGUAGCUGAGGGACAUCCUCUGACAGGUUGAUGUUUAGGGGUGAGGAGAAGAGGUUACGAUCCCUAGUCCCUCUGUUAUUACAUAUUUCACUCAGGAGAUGAAACCAGCGCUGGCUCCAUCCCUGAUACAGUGGCAGGACACAAAUAGAAAAUUGAUCUGAUUUAUCUCUUGUGGUUUCAAAAUGUUUCAGCAGGUGAUUUCUAUCUCGUAUCACAGGUUGGAUUGAUGAGUGUCAUUCACGUUCUUCUCUUCAUUUUGGGGAUGUCACUUUUUGUGUCAGUUUUGGUCCAUGUAUCUACUCUCCAAUCCCAGUGCUGAAUCAAGUUUGAAAUAAAGUUAAAGGUGAAAACUAGCUUACACUUUCUUUCGCAUCAGUGGACUGGAGGAUAGUGAAGUGUCAGAACAGAAAGUUGGUCUCACUAACUUUGGUUAAUUAAUUAUCUUCCUGCAGCAUCUGACAGAGGAGAAACCAGAGGGACUGGUCAAUGAAGCAGCUAGGUAUGCUCUGUCUGUCUGUCUGUCUGUCUCAAUACAGGAAUAAUUUUUAUUUUGUACUUACCUCUUUGAUGCCUCGUUUUAUACACACAGUUUUUUCUCAGUUUAAUUUCCCUUUCCUGCUGUCCCAUCAGUCCUCUGGUUGCCUGGUGUUGUUGUUGAUCCUACAGAGACUAAUGUCACACUGCUCUCGGUUUCUAUUGCUGUUUUCGUCUCCAACAUAAUGGGGGUCCCAUUUGAGUGUGGCACGUCCUUUACAAUGCCACACACACACCUCAGGAGGGCUUGGGAACACCAGUGGAAUACCAGCACCAGUGUUACCACCAUACAGCUUUGUUAAGGUAACUGUAUUGGUUCUACUGUUGAAUGUGCAGGCAGAUAGCCCUGGCAGAUCUGACCAUCAUCAAUAAGACUGACCUGGUGACUGGAGAGGAGCUCAACCACCUCAGAGACACCGUCAGGUGACCACUAGUCACUUUUUACAGACCUUUUUACUAAUACACUGUCCUGUUAAAAUAAUAGUCAAGUGAGGACCUGUUUCCAUUUGUAAUUGCGCUUUUUGAUUGUUCAGAUCAGAUGUGUGAUUCCUUUAUGUAAUAGAGUGUAUUGUACAUAAUCAUAAACAUCUUCCCUCUACAGGUCUAUAAAUGGUCUGGUCAAGAUUCUGGAAACUCAGAAGUCAAGGUGGGUUGGUUCAUUUGGCCUAUAUGAACGGUGGGUGGUGAUUGAACGUGUACCAUUGUCUACUGUAUCACUACUCUCACCUGGAGACAUAACCAGACAUGGAGACACAGCCAUGCUGCAUGUUACAGGGGUUUUACUAUGACUAUUUUUAAAGACGUAAAACUCUCUCUCUCUCACACACACACACAAUUAUCCCCCUUGCGUGUUUUUCCAGCUUUGUUCUUGAAACACAGAUGAAACAUAUCAGCCAUGAAUGA
This is a messenger RNA of Coregonus sp. 'balchen', 11581 nucleotides long. Lineage: Eukaryota; Metazoa; Chordata; Actinopteri; Salmoniformes; Salmonidae. The record is from the annotation of a GenBank genome assembly.